AUGGGAACCCAAGCCUGGGAAGAAGAAGCAAGCUGUGUUGAAGAUCAAAGUGAUGGUUACUUAGAUGAGAUUAGGAUUAUGCUGGAGAUGGAUAUACAAUACCUAGAAUUUGGCGAACAAGAGAUUUCAAAAGGAGUGAGCAUUCGAUUGUUAAACUUGGGUCAAGUGGGCUUUGAGAAUAAGGAUCUGAUUCUCAGAGCUUCCAACGUGGAAAACCAGUGUCUCUCCUUUCAUCUUGUUAUAUGUCCUGAGAGCUUGGUCAUUAUGACCAGUGAGAAUAUUUUCUCUGGUCUCCACCAUUUAGAAGAUGCGCUUACAGGUACAACCUGGCUGAGUGAAAUUGUAGACGUGAUCUUUAAAGAUGGUGAUGUGGAAAAGUGCAAAAGAGAUGCCAUUUUUAAUCGUAUACCUUUCUUAGAAUGCAGAAAAGAAGAGAUGAUGAAUGGGGUAAAACAAUUAAAAGAGAUGGCAUCUCCUAGAAUCUUGAAGACUCAUUUGCCAGCGCAGCUUCUUCCAGCUUCAUUUUGGGAAAAGAACUGUAAGAUGAUCUAUCUUUGCCGGAAUGCCAAGGACGUGGCUGUUUCUUUUUAUUAUUUCUUUCAAAUGGUAGCUGGUCAUCCAAAUCCUGGAACUUUUCCAGAGUUUGUGGAGAAAUUCAUGGAUGGAGAAGUUCCUUAUGGUUCCUGGUAUGAACAUGCAAAAUCUUGGUGGGAACUGAGAAAGAAUCCACGUUUGCUAUUUCUUUUCUAUGAAGACAUGAAGGAGUUACAAUUAUCCAGAAUGGAAAUCAUGAACCAAAAAAUAUCUCCAUUCAUGAGAAAAGGGAUUAUAGGAGACUGGAAGAAUCACUUUACAGAGGCCCUGAAUAAGAAAUUUGAUAUGCACUAUGAGCAGCAAAUGAAGGGGUCUACACUGAAAUUACGAACUGAGAUCUAAGAAAGGCUUUUCUAACGUAUCAGAGGUUACAGCUAUCCUUAUUUUAGAUUGCUAGAGAAGGAGUCGUGUGAAAGGUUAUAUGAUCAGGUUCACAUGGUUAUUGAGAUCUCAAUUAUAGACACAGAAUGAUUUUUGCCUGAUAUUAUCUUUAUAUUUUGUUUUUUAUUCUUUUUCUCCUCCUCCUUUUUCUUCUUUUUACAAAUAUUACACAAAGCUAUAAUCUAUGGCAGUGAUGUAGAAACACACAGAGAGUUGAACUUAGAAGUACAUUAAAAAUAAAUAAGCAUUCCAAAUUAUUUUCAUGCUGUCCCCCCUAUUCCCUCUCCCCCUACACACAUUUAGUAGUAUAUUUCGUAUUUACAUGAACUUUGAAAAUCAUGGAAGAUAUAACUAAAAUCAACAAAUAAAAUUGGGGGCAUAAUUAUACCUAUUAUGUAGUUCCUGAUUUUUUUCACU
This is a messenger RNA of Myotis davidii, 1392 nucleotides long. RefSeq names its product estrogen sulfotransferase. Gene Ontology annotation, biological process: sulfation. Gene Ontology annotation, molecular function: sulfotransferase activity. The transcript has 11 exons. Lineage: Eukaryota; Metazoa; Chordata; Mammalia; Chiroptera; Vespertilionidae. The coding region runs from base 1 to 936 and encodes 311 amino acids. The record is from RefSeq and is a predicted model, not a curated record. Gene Ontology annotation, cellular component: cytoplasm.